AUGUUUCGUAAGAGCUAUUCCUUUGCUAAAGCAAUGGGUUGUUGCAGCUGUUUUGGGUUCCUCAGGAAGCCCAAGCGAAGAUCCGUGCCCAUUUGCGGCGGGAGGAAUUAUAAUAAUAAGAAUAAUAAUCUCUCCCAGGAAUUUUUGUUGGAUGGUGAAAUUGAUGAUGAUGGGGAGGAUGAUGGUUCUUUUAAUGGUGACAUUACUGGCACCAGUUAUUGUGAUGAUGCUGAAAUACCGAAUCAUGCAAAACGCUCUGAAGAGAUUUUAAGACUUAGGGAGCUGAAUGGACUGAUUUGCAGGCAAUUUCCUGUCAAGGAAACCCAACGUCUUGUUCGCUCUGAGGAUGAAAAUGGUAAUAAGAUGGUCAAUGAAUAUGUUCGCCAGUAUAAGAUUGGUGCUGGUAGCUAUGGCAAAGUGGUUUUGUAUCGAAGCAGUAUAGAUGGAAAGCAUUAUGCAAUUAAGGCCUUUCAUAAGUCUCAUUUGUUGAAGCUGCGGGUUGCUCCAUCAGAGACUGCAAUGACUGAUGUUCUUCGUGAGGUAUCUGCUUCUGCUUACUCUCUUGUUCUGUAG
Messenger RNA from Dovyalis caffra, 573 nucleotides. Lineage: Eukaryota; Viridiplantae; Streptophyta; Magnoliopsida; Malpighiales; Salicaceae. The record is from the annotation of a GenBank genome assembly.